CGCUGAUUAUUUUUCAACCCGCGAAAGUUCCAGUGAUUUAUGCCUUUGGAUUACAAUAUAGCAGGGACACUAACCAUGAAUGGGAAGGGAAGCGUCGGUGUACCCAUCAAAUGGAAAAUUGCUGUCACCGUUCUAGUCUUAUUGUGUGUCGGUUUGCUGAUAGCUCUCGUCGUGAUUGCGGUAGAUUUCACUCAGUACAAAGAAAGAUAUCCAAACAACCCGGAAACAAAUUCGUGCGCCGAAAAAACCCUCGAAUUUGGGGAAGUACCGAAGACUCAAAACAUCUUUAACGAACUUUCCCGCGAAGAAUUAAUCGCUGCGAGGAAUUUCAUGUUGAAACAAUCCUCAUUGAAACUAAAGAAGAUUGAAAAUGCAUCCGUGAAUGAAAGCUAUAUUUUCAUGAUCCAGAUGUACCCGCCUGCCAAACAAGCAGUCCUGGAUUACUUAGAGAAAGGAAGGCCGCGGCCUGCCAGAAGAGCGCUUGUUGUUGUUUUCAAAGGUGAUUCCAACCUACCAGUGGUCCGAGAGUACAUUGUAACAUGGCCGAACAGCACCGUCAAGGAAAUGACGUACGAAGAACGCGGCAAUCCUCUUGAGUUCAACGUUCGUCCUUAUGAUCAAGUACAACACAAAGCCUUAGAGAAGAUUGUUAUAGAAGCCACAACCAAGGCUUUCAAGAUUUUAAAUGAAAGUUAUGACGGAUACUGCUAUAAUAACUGUACAAACAGGCUCUUAAAAUUUCACCCACAGGAACCCUUUGGUAAAAAUAGGGACGAACGAACAACGUGGCUGCAAUUCACUCGCGAUCUAGAGGGGGAAUCGCUGAACCCAGUCGAUUUUCAACUCUACAUAAAUUUUGCUGGCGCGGACGUGUCGAAAUGGAAAGUGGACAAAGUGUAUUACAAUGGAGACGCAUACAACACCGUCGAUGACCUUUUAUUUCAUUAUAACAAACCGUCAGGUAUUCAAAAAUCGUUCAUCCCCGCGCCAAAACCACCUUUAUUUUCAUCAUACGAAAAUCGUGGAAUCCCCCAAUCCCAGAGUUCCAGGCGAGCCCCGAGGAUGUUUGAGCCUGAUGGGAAAAGAUUUGCUGUCAGCGGUCACCAUAUUAAGUACAUGAGUUGGACCUUCGACUUUCGAAUGGAUUCAGUUUCAGGUCCUCAACUCUACGACAUUCGAUUCAAAGACAAAAGAAUAAUCUACGAACUCAGCUUACAGGAAGCCAUUUCAUUUUACACUGGCUACUCCCCAUACUUUAGGGUUGCCAAUUUUGUGUAUGGUGGAUGGACAAUGGGUAGAAGAUCUUUAGAACUAGUGGCCGGCAUCGACUGUCCAGAGACAUCCAAGUUUUUCGACACGCUGCAUUUCGUGGACACCAACGAACCGGAAGUAGUCAGGAAUGCGGUGUGCGUUUUUGAAAUGGACAGCGGUAUUCCUCUAAGGCGCCACUUUGAAGCGAAUGGAAAACGAUUCAGAUUUUAUGAAGGAAUAACCAGUCAUGUGUUAGUAAUUCGCACCAUUGCCACUUUGCGCGGUUAUGACAACGUCUUCGAUUUUGUGUUCUAUCAGAAUGGCGUUGUGGAGGUAAAAUCGACACCCACCGGCUACAUAAAAACAGAGAACGGCCAAACAAGCCUCGAUGACCCAUAUGGGGAAGAUAUCGAGAGCAAACUGCUAGGAAACUUACACAAUUACAUAUUCCAUUACAAAAUUGAUCUUGAUGUCUAUGGUACCUCCAAUUAUUUUGAGAAAAUCUCGAUCAGCAAAGACGACAAAUUAAAUAAAUGGCAUCAGCCGCAAAGAGAAAAUCUAAUGGUAUUCCGCCGAGAACAGCUAAAACUGGAGCUUGAUGCAGCGAUUGAGAACAUUGACUUCGAAAAGCCGACUUUUUAUAAUGUUCACAGUAAUGAAAAAAACAAGUUUGGCGUAAGAAGAGGAUAUCUUGUUAUACCGAUAUCAGCCGUGAAACAAAUUCUUCCGAAGGAAUAUCGUUACACCAAGAUGGCGCCGUGGUCGAAUUAUCCACUUGCUGUUACCCUCUCUAAAGAUACCGAGCUAAAGAGUAGCUCUGUGUACAAUCAGAACAGCCCCACCUCGCCCAUCGUUGACUUCGAAAAGUUCAUUGACGACAACAAUGGCAUUACCGAUAAAGAUCUCGUCGCUUGGGUUUCUAUUGGAUGUAUCCAAAUUCCGAGCUCCGAAGAUAUCCCGAACGCUGCGACGCCUACGAACACGGCCAGGUUCUUUCUUCGGCCGUUCAAUUACUUCGACGCCGAUCCUUCAAUAAAUUCUACCGAUGCAGUGUUUAUCAAACCUUCGACAGACAAAAGUGGUUCAAGUCCUCCUGUGGUUGCGAGCCGUGUGGAUCGUAGUAAAGAUGUCUGCGUGCCGAGAAAAUAUGACAUUAACUUAACAAGAACUUACGAAUGAAGAACGCGUUCAACUCACAUUAUUAGUUCACAGGAGACAUUUGACGCACAAUUCCAGUCAACAGGGCAAAAAAGAAGAGAUUUUGAAGCUGCUAUUCUCCCUCGACCCGGCUGUAUUGAGGACUAGAUGAUAGAAGCAAAAAAUUCAAUAUUUGAUCAGUAUUCAGGCAGUAUGAAGGUUAUGAAAUCGCGAAAUAGAUGAGAUGUAAAGAAGAGGUAAGGUAAAGCUCGUCAGAAAAGUCAAGGGUUGCGAUAAAAAGAUGUAGCCAUUUAGAGCGACGGAAAAUAUCUCAUAUAGCCAAUAAGAACUCAAGGUUGAACAGGAAGUUUGUCUGAAGCGCGGGAAAAUGCGAGUGGCUACUUCACUAUGGGUUUAAGUGUUAAAUAACUAUAUUGACAUUAACUUGAAAAUUUAUCUGAACUUCUUUUUUUAAAUUUUUUUAAGCUCUUGGUUCUGUAGAUUAGUCCGCAAAAAUAAGUUUCGCUGUUUGUAUUAGAUAGCUAUCCUUCUGAAAUAGAAAUUCAAUGCUUUAUUUCAUGAAGGCGAAGCUUUCUUCCGAAAGCUAAGUUUUUUUUCGCAAGAAUAACUUUGCAUAAUGACUGUAAAUAUAUAGAAAUCAUUUAUGUGCAUAACUUUGUAUUUUAUCCUACUGCAUGUGAGCAACAUCAUCUAUGGCUAGGUUCUUUAAAUAAUAUGGUUACAAAAAAAGGAAAAAAAGUUUAGAGUUUUGAAGAGCGGAAGUUUCGUUUUUAUAACCAAUAGGAAGCGAGAAUCUCGUUUAAACAAUCAGUGCCAGGUUAAGUUUUCUACAGACAACAGGAAGCGAAAAUCUCGUCUAACCAAUCAUUGCCAAGGUUAACUUUUCUACAACCAAUAGGCAGCGAGAAUCUCGUCUAACCAAUCAAUGUCAUGGUUAAGUUUUCUUCAAUCAAUAGGAAGCGAGAUCGGAUCAACUAAAACAUAAUUUUACCACGAUACCCGCCAAGCAUGUAUCACAAGGUUUACAAGUAUAUCCUACAUUGCAAUAGUUACUAAAUUUUAAAUCAUCUUUCAAAUGGGGUGCAAAAUACAACACGUCUUUGACAAAUAAAAGUUAAAAAGA
This is a messenger RNA of Pocillopora verrucosa, 3532 nucleotides long. RefSeq names its product diamine oxidase [copper-containing]-like. Gene Ontology annotation, cellular component: plasma membrane. Lineage: Eukaryota; Metazoa; Cnidaria; Anthozoa; Scleractinia; Pocilloporidae. The record is from RefSeq and is a predicted model, not a curated record. Gene Ontology annotation, biological process: amine metabolic process. Gene Ontology annotation, molecular function: quinone binding; copper ion binding; primary methylamine oxidase activity.